CUCCUUUUUCCUACUCCUCCUUAUUUACGACUAUAUAUCUUUCCCUCCCUUCACUCCUCCUCCUACCACGCCGCCUAGCUGCUGCCUCUUCUUCUCUCUCUCCCCCUCUCUCUCAUCCCUCCACACACAUAAUACAUUCCCCAUCCCUCUUCUCCUCUCAAAACCCGUGAUUCUGUUUCCCCAUCCCUGCAGAGAGAGAGAGAGAGAGAGAGAGAGAACCGAAUAUGAAGAAGCUCAUCCGACGCCUCUCCCGCGUGUCCGACUCCUCCCACUACAGCCUCCUCCGAUCCGACUCACCGGCGCCUCCUUCUCGAUCUUUCCGCCUAGACUCCUUCCGCAUCGGGAACCUCUCCCGUUCCAAAUCCCGAUCCGCCACCGUUCCCCAAGGCCACCUCCCCGUGUACGUCGGGGAAGCCAUGGAACGCUUCGUCGUCAGCGCACAGCUCCUCAACCACCCCAUCUUCGUCAAGCUCCUCAACAAAUCGGCCCAAGAGUACGGGUACGACCAGAAAGGCGUGCUUCACAUACCUUGCCACGUCCUCGUCUUUGAGCGCGUCCUUGAAGCUUUGCGCGUCGGCGAUGGUUCCGUACAAGAUCUUCUCGAUUCCUUAUCCGAUGAGUUUGUUUAAUUUAUUACUAAUUUCAACCGGGCGCUCUGUUUUCUGUUUUUUCUUAAUUGUGUAGUGAGAUUCGGAGUGAGUUAAUUAGAGAACAGUAAUCAGUUUUUACUUGGUCGUUGUAAAUAGGGUCUACUCUGUCAAAGUAAGUGGAGGAGGAGGAGGAGGAGGAGGAGGAAAAUUAUAGUAUAUGGCUUUCUGGAUACUACUACAGUAGUAUGGAGUAUUUUGUUUUCGCGGAAAGCUUCUCUCACUAAAACAGGCCAGGCCAGGCCAGGAUGAAUGAAGAUUUACUUUCACCUUCUUAA
This is a messenger RNA of Rhododendron vialii, 925 nucleotides long. Its product is annotated as auxin-responsive protein SAUR71-like. Bases 225 to 629 code for a protein of 134 amino acids. The record is from RefSeq and is a predicted model, not a curated record. Lineage: Eukaryota; Viridiplantae; Streptophyta; Magnoliopsida; Ericales; Ericaceae. The transcript has a single exon. Gene Ontology annotation, biological process: response to auxin.